AUGCAGCAUCAUUCGACCCAGCCUUACCAAGGACAGGCACAGUCGCGUCAACUUCAACGGUCACCAAACACCAGUAACUCACAUUCGAACUCUCAGGGCUUUGCAGUGCAGAGCGGGUAUCCGCAAAACCAGAGUCUUCAAUCGCCAUACCUGGGCAAUCCGAGUCAAUUCACGCAGCAACAGUCUCAACAAGCAACGCAAGAUCAUCCUUACUACACCUCCAAUCCCAGUCCUAGAAGCUCGAACGGCACGACAUAUUAUCCUACUGAAAAGCAGGAACAAAUGGCAGCCGCUGCGACCAUGCAACGGCCUCCUUAUCCGCCUAUGUAUCAUACGCCUCAAUCUAAUUCACCAGCUUCUGUCACAUCUCCCCAGGCGCACGAACACGGGCGGCCUAUGUUUUCGCAGCAAACUAGUCAAAUGACGCCCUCUAUCUAUCCAUACGCAUACUCACCUUUGAAUCAGAUGCAGACACCAUAUGGCUCACAACAUGCGUCUUCAAUGACCCCAAACCAAAUGAUUCCAGGGUCGUACAACCAGUCACAACUGCCACAUUCACAAGUACCAUCUCACACUCCAAAUUUGAACACGAGCCCCAGAAUCAAGUCGGACCCAAGUCAGUCAUUUUCGCAAACUCCUCAACAGCGACCGAGUCUACUCACACAGCAUCCCACUCCAGGCGCAACUCCAGGGACCGCAAAUGUCACACCUUCGCAAGGUGCUGGUGCUAGUGCAGGCUCGAAUGCUGCGCCGGGGCCUAUUCCUGCAACUACACCACUGGUUGUACGACAGGAUAACAAUGGAGUGCAAUGGAUUGCGUUUGAAUAUUCGCGCGAUCGGGUAAAGAUGGAAUACACCAUCCGCUGCGACGUUGAAUCUGUGGACACAAACUCGUUAGCGACUGAGUUCAAAUCCGACAAUUGUGUCUAUCCCAGAGCUUGUGUUCCACGAGAUCAGUACAAGGGAAAUCGCUUGACGUAUGAGUCAGAUUGUAAUCAAGUCGGGUGGGCUCUUGCCGAGCUUAAUCCGUGUCUUCGCGGAAAGCGAGGAUUGAUUCAACGAGCUGUGGACAGCUGGAGGAAUAGCAAUCAAGAUCCUCGUCUGAGAAGCAGACGGGUACGAAGACAGGCAAAGAUAAACAAUAAACCUAAGGCCAGCAGCGCAGGAUUGACGCAGCCAACUGGUGCUGUUCCAACAGGGCUUCCUGGUCCGUCUUCGAUGCCUGUUCCUGGUGUACGAGGGCCCAAUUCACUCUCGUCAGCUGGCUCGCAGGUUCACCAUCACCAUGGACAGCACGAUAUCACUUCUCCCACAGUGCAAGAUCCGUCAUCGGCUUCAAGCUACUCCAAUCCUCAAUCGAUGCAUCGACCCGCCUCAACGAACCAACACUUGUCGAGCCCGAACGAUAUGAGGCAUGCACAGACGUUCCCUGGCUACCAACCAUAUCCACAAGGGCCUUCUGCAUUAACACCUUCCAUGGCUCCCCCCAUGCCAGGUAGCAUCCACCAGUAUGCUAGACCUCCUGGAAAUACAGUAAUGGUAUCUUCCGAGAGAAGGAAAAGGGAGGACGACGAUACUGAACUUUUUGGAGAUUUACCUGAAGGCAAGAAAAGGAAGUUCAUCCUUGUUGACGACACGCAAAAGAGCGCACGAGUGCGAGUCAAAGUCACCUUGGACACCGUAAAUGUUCAAGAUAUUCCUGACUCCUACCGACGACAGAAUUCUGUCUAUCCGCGAUCGUACUAUCCAAUACAGAUGCAAGCUGAACCUGCUGCUGGCCGUUUUGCAGCGGAAGAUGCUGAAUCUGAAGGUGCGCCUACUGUUGGAAAAAUGACUGUUCCUUGCACGACGACUGGAGGCGAGUCUCAAGUCGAGGUAUCGCAGCUUACCAGGAGUAAGCGAGAACGAGAAGGCAAGAUCAACGAACUUGGUUAUCGCAUGGCUUGGGGCCAAGGACGUGUCUUCUCCAAUCGCCCAAUAUUUCUCGCGAGAGCCCUUGAUGCCUAUCGGACGAAGCAACGCUCAGCACUUGUUGGUGCUGGUCAAGACACUUCAACUAUACCUUCUCACCUAGAGGUCCGGCCUGGAAAGCGCCGCUGGUUCGAACGCACCCGGCCUGGCUCAAAUCCGUCCUCUCCACAACCAAAACUUGUCGAGGAAGCUCCUUGA
This is a messenger RNA of Lithohypha guttulata, 2169 nucleotides long. RefSeq lists its product as uncharacterized. The coding region runs from base 1 to 2169 and encodes 722 amino acids. The record is from RefSeq and is a predicted model, not a curated record. The transcript is spliced from 4 exons. NCBI's taxonomy places the organism in Eukaryota, Fungi, Ascomycota, Eurotiomycetes, Chaetothyriales, Trichomeriaceae.